GGAAAAAAGAAACCAUAGACUUUUUAUCUCGGCCUAGAGCGGCCCUUAAAGUGCAGGGGAGAGGUGGGUGGGUAGGGACCACCCCAGCAGGCCGCCGGCGGUAUCAUGGCGACCCGGAAUCCCCCUCCCCAAGACUAUGAAAGUGAUGACGACUCUUACGAAGUGUUGGAUUUAACUGAGUAUGCAAGAAGACACCACUGGUGGAAUCGAGUGUUUGGCCACAGUUCCGGACCAAUGGUAGAAAAAUACUCAGUAGCUACCCAGAUUGUAAUGGGUGGCGUGACUGGCUGGUGUGCAGGAUUUUUGUUCCAGAAGGUUGGAAAGCUUGCAGCAACUGCAGUAGGUGGUGGCUUUCUUCUCCUUCAGGCCACAGAAUUUAUCAAACAGAACAUCGUGAUAUCCAGUGGAUUUGUGGGAGGCUUUUUGCUAGGUCUUGCAUCUUAAGGACAUGAAUGUUCUACUGCAGUGGAUUUGAUAAUGAAAAGAGAAGUGGUGGCAACAAGGUGGUCUCUCAACAGUAUGUGCUGCCAAAGUCUGCAGGGCAAGGAGGAACCAACUAGCUGGACAAUACUAAACUUACAACUUAGCAUUUUUGCCAUCUGAAGCUUGGCAAAUUUGUACCUGCUGUUAAACAACCUGUAUGUUAUGUGAAAAUGGUAUUCCUGAGUAAAACAUAGCUUUCGUCAGUUUUUAAAAAUUUGUUUAGAAAUUAACCUAUAAAUAUCACCAUUGGGUAUAGAUAUGAAGAGAAAAAAGUCUGUUGGAUUGA
Messenger RNA from Otolemur garnettii (small-eared galago), 769 nucleotides. It is a transcript of the gene FUNDC1, whose product is annotated as FUN14 domain containing 1. Gene Ontology annotation, biological process: autophagy of mitochondrion. The record is from RefSeq and is a predicted model, not a curated record. Gene Ontology annotation, cellular component: mitochondrial outer membrane. Bases 106 to 444 code for a protein of 112 amino acids. The transcript is spliced from 4 exons. NCBI's taxonomy places the organism in Eukaryota, Metazoa, Chordata, Mammalia, Primates, Galagidae.